Fusarium sp. VM40 is the source of this 1587-nucleotide messenger RNA. NCBI's taxonomy places the organism in Eukaryota, Fungi, Ascomycota, Sordariomycetes, Hypocreales, Nectriaceae. The record is from the annotation of a GenBank genome assembly.
AUGAGCCCUUUUCUGACAAGCGGGAGACCCGAUGAACCAACCAACUUCAGUCCCGGGAUCAAAGUAGCCGUUAUUGGUGCUGGUGUGAGCGGGAUUUGUGCAGCCGCUUACCUGCUCAAAGAGGGUGCCGACGUCACGGUAUUCGAGCGGUCCGACGUCACCUCUGGCGUGUGGCACUAUGACCCCAGGGCAGCGACAGAUACAAAGUACCCUUCUGAGAAACCCUCAGCUGGCGACUAUACGACCUCCAUUCCUGGACAGUUCUCACUAAACGCCAGUCAAUCAAAGAAUUAUAGUGAUGGCAAUAGACAUCCCCUGGACUCUGGAGACGAGAAUGCUCUCAACGUCGCAUUCUCUCCCCCAGGUCCUGCAUACUUCGGCUUGCGAAACAACGUCCCGACAAGUCUUCUUUAUAGCAACCUCGGUUCAUGGCCACAGGGUACGGAGGAUAUAACCGGCCACGCUAAUAUUCAAAGCUACCUGCAAGGGCUUAGUAAACAGCAUGGAGUCGACGAUGUUACUGUCUUUCAAACACGUGUCGAAGACGUCGUAAAGAGCGACGACGAUAGUUACUGGAAUCUGAGAACCAUAACUCUACACAAAGGCGACGGCGAACCGAAAUUCACAGAGCGGAACUGGAAGUUCGACGCCGUUGUGGUGUCAACAGGUCAUUACAACCUGCCUCGAAUUCCCGAUACCCCAGGACUAGCUGAGUGGAAAGCUCACUUUGGAGAUGCCGUUAUACACACGAAGCAAUAUCGUCGCCCGGAGCAGUACGCAGGCAAGACAAUUCUUGUUGUGGGUGGAGGAGCCUCGGCAUAUGAUGUUUGCCGUGAAGUAAGCGAAGUGGCCAAAAAGGUCAUUCAGAGCACUAGAGGAGGAGACUUUGAUCUGCCGGCUUCAAUGUUCCCUGAUAACAUCGGGCAUGUAGGGGCCAUUGAGAAGUUCGUGUUAGAGAAGGAUGAGUCGACAGGGUCGGUCAAUACCUCGGUGCUGUUGCAGAACGGCCAAGCUCUUGAUGAUGUUGACGGUAUCAUUUUGGCAACGGGCUACCUUACAUCUUAUCCGUUCCUUCAACAAUACCAUCGCGAUGAUGUGGCUGUUGAUGACGCAACACGAGAGAUCCUCGUCACUUCGGAGGGAAGCAUGGUCCACAACCUCCACAAAGACAUUUUCUACACCGAGGACCCAUCGUUGUCAUUCAUCGGCGUUCCCUACUACACGGCAACUUUCUCCCUGUUCGAUUUCCAAGCACAAGUCCUCGCUCGGGUCCUCACAGGCAAGACAACCGUCCCUAGCCCAGAGGCUUUGAGGCGAGACUACGAUGACAGGGUUGCUAGCAAGGGACGUGGACGUAAAUUCCAUAGCUUGGCGGGUGAUGGGGAGGAGGUUGAGUACGUGAGGGACUUGCUGCACUGGGCUAACACAAGUCUUGUGGAUGGUGAAAGUGAGCCGCUAAAGGGCCAUUCGAAGGAAUGGCUGGAUACGUACCACGAGCAGAGAGAAAAGCGGAAACUUUUGAGAGUUGCUAAAGAUGCUGAGCCAGAGGGGCUUUGGGCGCGGGCAAGUGAUUUGGAAAAGGCUUGA